GUUUCUGUCAAGGUCGUUUAGAUGAAAAAUUCCCACAAUGCCCUGUGGUCUGCCUUUUCCUGUGUAGCCAUCUUGGAGCUCACAAAAUGAAGUUCAAUAAGAUGGUCACCUCCUCGCGGAGGAAGAACCGCAAGAGGCACUUCAAUGCACCGUCUCAUAUCCGUAGGAAGAUCAUGAGUGCCCCCUUGUCUAAAGAAUUGAGGCAGAAGUACAACGUGAGAAGCAUCCCCAUCAGAAAAGACGACGAAGUUACGGUUGUAAGGGGACAUUACAAGGGGCAGCAAGUGGGCAAAGUUGUCCAGUGUUACCGUAAGAAAUUUGUCAUCUACAUUGAGAGGAUUCAGAGAGAGAAGGCCAAUGGUGCAACUGUCCACGUCGGCAUUCACCCAUCUAAGGUGGUGAUUGUGAAACUGAAGCUGGACAAGGACAGGAAGAGAAUUCUGGAGCGCAAGGCCAGGUCCAGGCAGGUGGCUGACAAGGGCAAGCACACAGAGGAAUCCAUUGCUGAGACUUCUUAAAAUAUUGGUCAUAACUUUUGAACUCUUUGAAAAAUCAUGAAAAAAGAAAAUAAAUAUGUAAAUAAUGAU
Molecule: messenger RNA, 587 nt
Organism: Lingula anatina
Lineage: Eukaryota; Metazoa; Brachiopoda; Lingulata; Lingulida; Lingulidae
Product: large ribosomal subunit protein uL24
Biological process (GO): translation
Cellular component (GO): ribosome; large ribosomal subunit
Molecular function (GO): RNA binding; structural constituent of ribosome
Source: RefSeq, a predicted model, not a curated record